Molecule: messenger RNA, 767 nt
Organism: Paramuricea clavata
Lineage: Eukaryota; Metazoa; Cnidaria; Anthozoa; Malacalcyonacea; Plexauridae
Source: the annotation of a GenBank genome assembly
AUGGCAGAAAUAGCUCAAAUCGAGGAAGUAUUGAAGAAAGAAUUGGCGCCUGUUCACGCUAAGCUUGCUGCGGUAGAAGGAAACCUCAAACAAAUGACCACGUCCUUAGAAUUCUUAUCGACAAAAUACGAUCAACUGCUAGAACAUUCCAAGACCACUAACGAGAAAAUAACAGGGCUUACAAAAACAACUAGAACCAUUCAAGCAGACAUUAAAAUCAACAGAGAUAUGACUCUCGAAGCAAAAGGGGAAUCCGACGAGCUAGCACAGUACCUGCGAAGAGACUGUCUUGAAAUUUCAGGAGUGAAACCAAACGCAGAAUACAGUAGCGAAGCCAUCGUAGAGAGUAUUGGCAAAGUAUUGAAAGUUAACAUCGAAGAAAAAGACAUUUCAACCGCCCACCCAUUACCUAUACGUUCAAUAAAGAUGCCUUACCGAAAAUAAUUGUGAAGUUCACUCGCAGAAAUGUACGCAACAAAUUCUACGCUGAAAGAAAAACUCUUGCUGGCAAGAACCUCAAAGAUAAUCCACAUGUCAGAAAAUUUCUAGUUGGAGAUAGUAUAUAUAUUUCAGAAUCGCUUACCCCUCGAAGAAAGAAGCUAUAUGGCGAUAUUAAUAAGUUUCGAAAAAAGUUUAAAUGGAAGUUUAUCUGGUCUCAUAACGGACGAAUUUACAUAAAGAAGAACGAAGCUACAACCGAACGCUAUGCUUUUGACACUGCUGAUGACCUUGCUAAAUUUCAACAACAUUUUCAGGCACUCGGCUAA